Molecule: messenger RNA, 1033 nt
Organism: Glycine soja
Lineage: Eukaryota; Viridiplantae; Streptophyta; Magnoliopsida; Fabales; Fabaceae
Exons: 3
Coding region: 154-711 (185 amino acids)
Source: RefSeq, a predicted model, not a curated record
AUUUAUUGCUGCUUAACUUCCAAAGUCAGGAAUCCAGCUUGCUUUUAUAGUUGCAAAGAGCAGUGAAGACACAACACAACACAAACACAGAGAGAGAGAGAGUGAACAAAUCCAGCAUUGUUCUGUUCUCUGCAACAUUUUCCACUCUCAACCAUGGCUUCAAAGCUUUUACUCAUCACUGUCUUCGUUUUUGAUUUGAUUGCUUUUGGACUGGCUGUGGCUGCUGAACAGAGAAGAAGCACUGCUAGCAUUGUGCCGGACAAUGAAAAGAAUUAUAAUUACUGUGUCUAUAACUCUGAUAUAGCAACUGGCUAUGGUGUUGGAGCAUUUUUGUUCCUCUUGGUUAGUCAAGUCCUGAUAAUGGUGGCAAGUCGAUGCUUCUGUUGUGGAAAGCCUCUAAACCCUGGAGGAUCAAGGGCCUGUGCAGUUGUCCUUUUCAUAAUCUGCUGGGUGUUUUUCAUCAUAUCUGAGGUGUGCUUGUUGGCUGGAUCAGUGGAAAAUGCCUAUCACACCAAGUACAGGACCAUCUUCGGGGAGAAUCCUCCGUCUUGCGAAACAGUUAGGAAGGGAGUGUUUGCUGCUGGUGCUGCUUUUAUUUUCUUCACUGCCAUAGUUUCUGAAUUCUACUAUAUCAACUACUCAAGGGCCAGGGAAAGCUUCCAACCUUACGCUGGUGGCGAGACUGGUGUAGGUAUGGGAACCUACAAAUGAGCUUGUUAGUUAAGAAUUUUACAGCAAACAUUUUGGUGUGACUAUAUCUGGAGUCUGGAUUCUGCAGCACAUUUGAUCUAUAUUGUCAUGUAUACAUAUCAACAAGAGAAAUAAUUUCUUACAUUCUCUGAUCACACUUGAUCUAUAGUGUCUGCAUACUUAAAUUGUAGUCCUUUCAUUGUUGGUAACUUCAUUGUAGGGUCAAUUUCCUUAAUAUUUUUGGUACUUUGUGAUAGGAGGAAUUUCACACAUUUGGUGCUUCAAAAGAACCUUGUCCAUAUAUAUUACAUAAGGGCAUAAGGCAGCUGCAAGUUUUAGUUUA